GGAAGUCACGUUCAAGUAAACACUACGUGAAUGUUUUGGUUAGUGAAUGUAACGCAAAAAAUAAACCACUCGGUUUAAUUUAUUUUUAAAGGUGAGAUGGUAGCAUAGAAGGAAAAUGUCAUUGUACGGAGAGAACGUCCGCUCUCCUUUAGAGCAAGUGUGGAGGCAGUUUGUACCUCAAGGGUAUGAUCAAGCACUACGCAAUGCCUUUUAUAAUGUUGCUGCAGUCAUCUUUGUUGGGGCAGCUGCUGCAGCUGCUUGGUCCGUUUACAAAAUAUUUGAGCCUUUUGUGCAGCCAUUGCUAUGGGCAGUUUUGAUUGGUUCACUACUACAUCCAGCCAAAGAUGCAUUAACACGGUGGACUCAAAACUGGCUUUUAGACGUGAGGGCGUCACAUAGUCUUCUGUCAGUGUCUGUGGCUCUGCUUCCAUUACAUUUUCUUGACACUACAUCUGAAGUUGUUGGCAGAUUUGUUGUGCGGCAUGUGCGGAGUGUUGUGACGGUUACAGUUAUCUUACCACUGUUUUACAUCAUAAUCCAUCACACCCCCACAUUCCUAUCCACUCUUGCCUACACUCUUUGUUCAGCUACCAUGUCAGUGAUCACAGUUAUUGUGUCAGUGGUGACAUAUAAUGGAUAUGUUGUUUUGACAGUAAUCUUUGGAUACCUUGUGGCUGUGAUAUUCUUCUGGUCUUCAGCAACUAGAGAUGUCUUAGGUCGCAUGAGUCUGGCAGUGUGGGUCAUGGCAGCAGCUGGAAUGUCUGGGUUGUGGCCAGCAGGGAGUGUUCCAGUCUUUAUUAUUCUGUGUCUUCUGCUUGUGGCUGGUCUAGUGACUGAAAUCAUGGACGUGUUUUCUGCUAAUAAGGCCGCUAAAGGUGAUGAUGCUAGCAUUAUAGAGGCAGCGUUGUUAGUGUGUUUAGGCAAUGCAUCUGCAAUGGAGACUGUGACUUAUGAAGGGCAAGAGAAGGAGAAAAGAGAAAUGGAAGGUAUAGGAACAGGUGGUUCACUUUCACCUGUUACUGAGGAGGACAGUGUAGAGGAUAUAGGCAACAAGGAGUCUCCCUCUCGGCUCUCAUCAAUCCCGGAAGUAACCACCACAUCUGCUGCUGAGACUGAUGAGGGAGCUACUGAUAAUGACCUGGAUAAGGAAACACAGCAAGAAUCCACAUCAGACUUGGACAAUGGGGACCAAACUCAGCUGCUGAAGGAGGAUGUCUCUGCGUUGCUCUCACCGAAGCAAGAAGAGAAGAUGCACCAGGCGACUGGGCAGAAGCCACAUGCUGAUGAUCCUUACCGGACACCACUGAUGGAGACGCCACGGCCACGACACCUGCUGAGUGGAAAUGUGCCAUCACGUGCGCUGCCUACCCAUGGGCUGGUAAGUCCCGAUGAACGCCCAGGUGAAGAAGAUAAUGGCAGCAACAUGUAUCUGAAGGGUGUGUUGGUAGCAUGUAUCUUGGUGGAGCUUUGGCAGCAUAACUACUUACUGCCUUUGUUACCUUUAGCCAUGAUCUACUAUAUCAUUAAGAAAUUAUCUUCCAAGUAUUUGCUGUGGGGAACUGCCUUGUCUGAUGUAGCGAACAAUGCACGGAACAAAGUCCUGAUGUGGGCUGAGGCCCGAAAGGCAGCUAUCCUGCCCCCACCUGUCAAGGGUGUAAUUAAGCUGCUAGUAAGGACUGAUCACCGCUUAGUUGUAGCCCUCUCAGCUGGUGUGGAUGCCAUUGUAACACUGCUACUCAUAUUAGCUGUCAUCUUUUUUGCUGUCACAGCAUCAAUAUUCCUUGCUGUACAGAUUCAAGGUGAAAGUAUGGCUCUGGUUACUCUAGGCAGCCAGAUGAUCAACUCGACUGUUGUGAACAACCCACAGUUUUUGGAGCUCCUUCCAGAGGGCCUCGGAGAUGUUGUCAGUAAUGCUUUGGACGAAGGUUACCUCUAUGGUCGAGAGUGGAUUGCCAGCAUGCUGAUUGAGGUGGAGGGUUCCUCACACCCAACUAUCAAUGCCACAAAGGUGGUGCGAGGAAUGUUAGGAGAGACUGAUGAUGCAAAAGCUCAACAUCUGGAGAAACAGGUGGUAGAGCUGUGGGACCGUGUGUACCAGGCAUGGGUCUCGGCCCAUCCAACCCCUCCAACCAGCCCUAAGGUAACUUCUGAGGCAGUGGCGCUCUCAUUCGACAGUUUGGUGGAUGGACUGCGUAAGACUUCAGGCCCUGGAGAUGUUUUUUCAAGAACAGGUUUGGUGAGUUUCUCCUUUCUAAGUGAAGUCCUGAAGGAUAACCUUGGGACUGUGGUCAGCGUCCUAGAGUCCGUGUGGACAAUCUUACUUGGCAACUUGAGUCUGGCCGUUUCUGCCUUGACUGCAGCUGCCUCCCUCCUCCUGGGUGGUUCUCUGUCUUUGCUAAAUGCUCUUAUCAGUGUGGUUGUCUUCAUGUCAUCACUCUUCUACGUACUUAGCGCAAGUGGCUCUGUUUACAAACCUGUGGCAGUUCUUGGCAAUCUAGCACCUGGCCAGAUGAACCAGCUCGGAAAAGCAGUUGAAGAUGCCGUAAAUGGUGUUUUUAUUGCAUCUUUAAAAAUGGGAGCAUUUUAUGGAAUGUGGACGUGGUUACUUCACUCACUGUUCUCCACUAAUGUUGUCUACAUUCCAUCAGUGUUAGGAGCCCUGUUUGGUGCUGUACCACUGGUGGGCACUUACUGGGCUGCAUUGCCUGGGGCUUUAGAGCUCUGCUGGAGCCAAGGAUCUCCUACCUUGGCACUGCUUCUCUUUGCUGCACAGCUGCUGCCCAUGUCAUGUGUUGAUACUGCCAUCUAUGCUGACAUUAAAGGAGGUAGUCACCCCUACCUGACAGGCCUGGCAGUAGCUGGUGGCAUAUUCUACUGGGGUGCAGAAGGAGCAAUUCUAGGUCCCUUGCUACUGUGCAUCCUUAAAGUGGCUACCAAUAUCUAUUCUUCACUCAUUCAAUCUCCAGCAGAUAUCACCAGACGUUUUGGUAAACUACGGAGAAGUCUGAGUGACCUGCACUUAUAAGGAGCAAGAAGAACCAAGAAUAGACUGCACCAUCUGCUCUACAAUCUCCAGAUAGAUGCUUCUAGCUUUUAGAAGAGCUUUUGCCAAAGUGUUUGCAAAAUUUGUCAGAUUUAUUCCAAACUUGUGCCUUUUUUGGUAAUGUAAUGCCAUGUGUAAUAUUGUUAUAUUUGAAAUGUUAAAAGCUUAAUAGGCAAGAGAAUUAUUGUAAAUUUUAGCUUUUGAUAUUUAGUUACGUUAUACAGAGAUUCAUGAAGUAUCUCCAUGUCCAUUAGGAUUAUACUAUUUCCUUUUAUAAUCUCAUUUAGAACAUUAAUUAAUGUUACUGUUAAGGUAAAAGGUUGUAAAUCAAAUAUAUAUAUAUUUAUAUUCCAUUUCUUAUUGGAUCUGGGUCUGAACUUCAUAUUUGUUUUUCUUUUUUCCAUAUGUACAUUAUAAUACUUAUAUAAUAAUAGGUAAUCAUUGAUUCACAGAAAUGGUGCUAUUAGUAUGGUCUCUCACAGCUGCAGGUAGUGUUUUUAGUGAUGACAGCUUUAAUUAGUUAUCCAUUCUAUCAGGACAGUAGAAAUGUUGGAAUAACACUUUUUUUUUACAUGUACUUUGAUGAUUCUCAUUCUUAUUCUUUGCAUUAAAGCCAAAGGGAUUGUAAUGGUAAAGUUAAUGGUCCGAAUACAAGUUAUUUUAAUUAUGAAUGAGGGAAAGACUGUGAAAUGUACUUGAAGUUUGUAUUGGGAAGAUAAGAAACUGAAUAAGAGUUACCUUUGUAAUGUUAUAAUAACACAUGUUAAGUGCAGACUCUAAUUCACUAGGGAAUUUCUGGUAGUUGAAAUUUAAUUUUCCAGUCCAUUUCUUUCCUUACCCUUUUUUUAAAACGACAGUUGUACUUUGCUAAACCAUAUUGCUUUAUAUAGACGUUUUCAAAUUAGAAUGAUGAUCCAUCAGUGUCUCAGCUUGCUUUAUAUGAAUAGAUUGUCAUUCUUCUAACUUUGAUAAAUUAGUAUAGUUGUUUGAUCUACAGGAAUCUGCAAAAUGUUUGUUUGUUAAAGGUUGGAGGUUAAACCUAACAAAAUAUCAAGUGAAAUUUAUUUGAUGGAUCUAGUAGUGCUUUUCAAAACUAUUUAGAAUAGUAAGUCAGCCAGGAGCUGUUUCUAAGAAUGGUUUUAUAAGGAGAAAUGUGAUUUACUUUUAGAUGUUCUUGUAAAUUUCACUUGAACCAAUCUAAGGCCAGACUGGGUAGAAGCCCCAGUAAAAAAAACAAGUAUAUGAUUUUACAGAACUUCAUCAUCAUUGCAAGUUCAGGCAAUUGGGGCUGUAAAGAUAUAACUGAAUUUUCAUGUGGCAGUGUGCUAAUUUUAUGACGUGUUGCACACUACAAUCCAUAACAUGGGCCGUUAUGUGUAACAUGUUUAUACCUUCUUUUAUUAUUUCCAAGCAUCCUCUUUAACUCUUGCAUCUCAUAUUUAUUGCAUUUCUUCAUGACAUCUGAUCCUUCACCUUUCUUUUUCUUUAGUUUCAUCUUUCUGCAGCAGCUUCUUUACUUCUUCCUAUUAGGUAUGUAAUGUCAAUUAAAAGUUGAAAUAAGGAGGCUCAUCAUUUUUUCAGCUAUACAGUAAUUCAUCAUAAUCUAUCUGCGUCCAAAGAUCUUUUCUAGGUAUUUUCUGUUCUGACUAGUUAAAGAUAGAAUAGCACUUGUACUUGGAUACUGUUUCACAUAUUUUCAGCAAAUGCAGUCUUAACUGGAUGCUCUCUUUUCAAGUAAAAAAAUUCUCUGACAUGUUCAAUUUUUUAUUAAUGUUCCUCAUGUUUCUUGUGCCUCAUUUUUUUUCUCUGCUGUGAUUUUUGUGCUCCAGAGAUUUUGAGAUUGAAUUUUAAUACAUGCACAAGGAUUGCAGAUAGAACAGCUUUUAUGAAACAUGUUUAUUGGUAGAUGUUACCUACUUUGUAUAUUAUGGUCCAGUGGUAUAAAGGGAACAUUUCCUGUUGUAAAAGGUAUGACUAUGAUGAAAAUGAAUGAAAUUCCUUUUUACUACUUAAGAAGUUUCUGUUUUCAUAACCUAUAUAUAUUUUUUUUUUUUAGUUUUUGUUUUUUCCUGCUAUCCCCUGAUACUAAUCAGUGACCUAAUAACCAGUAAUUUUUUGUUAUGUCCAUAGUAAAGUAUAAAAUCAAACUUUUGCAUGUAUUACUUCCCUUUUUUUAUUCAUUUGUGAGUUGUAUUUCUUUUGGCCUUUUCUAUUACAACCCCUGAACAGUUUUAUCAAAGAUAUUUCCCCCCCACCCAAAAAAAAAAAAAAAAAA
This is a messenger RNA of Penaeus monodon (black tiger shrimp), 5318 nucleotides long. RefSeq names its product transmembrane protein 245-like. The record is from RefSeq and is a predicted model, not a curated record. NCBI's taxonomy places the organism in Eukaryota, Metazoa, Arthropoda, Malacostraca, Decapoda, Penaeidae. The coding region runs from base 116 to 3025 and encodes 969 amino acids. The transcript has 24 exons.